Molecule: messenger RNA, 1895 nt
Organism: Ahaetulla prasina
Lineage: Eukaryota; Metazoa; Chordata; Lepidosauria; Squamata; Colubridae
Gene: GPR52
Product: G protein-coupled receptor 52
Exons: 1
Coding region: 632-1717 (361 amino acids)
Biological process (GO): G protein-coupled receptor signaling pathway
Cellular component (GO): membrane
Molecular function (GO): G protein-coupled receptor activity
Source: RefSeq, a predicted model, not a curated record
UCAUCAAAGGUAUGACAGGAGUCUCCAUAUAUCAGUUACUACUUAACUAUAUUUCUUAACAUAUUACCAAAGACUAAUGAAGCUAGUUUGCAUUCAUGUGCUCAGAACAAUAUCCAUACAAAUGCAGAUUAAGAUGAUACAAGGAACAUAUGAUCUGAAAACCAAAAGAUACGAUGUACCAGAAUACACAUUUUACUGGAUUUCUUAGUCAUAUUGUUCUUAAACAUUACUGUUAUUUCGUUUCAAAAAUGGUAUAUGGAGCAUUUUUUACCAUGGCUUCCUUUUUUUAAAUGCUUCUCUUCCCCAGGAAAAUGUACUUCUAGAAUUUUUAACUGCAACAUUGUGUACUUCUUUUCCUCCCAACCUGCUAUUUUUGUAUUUCUGCCUUUCAAAAGUGUAGUUUGAAUGAUUGGCUUUGUUUAAAAGUGCCUUGUGCUUUGCUGAGAAAGGAAGGAGUACAGGAAGAAGCUGGAUAGUGGCCUUUCUGCCUGCUUUCUAGAUUUCAGUGCUGACUAUUCAGAAGCAAUGUUAAUAUUUACAUGGAGAAACUGAGGCACAGAAAAAAAUUAGCAGGUGAACAAUGGAUCGCUAGUAACUGGAAUUCUGACUAUAUUGUCACAUAAUACAAACUAUGAACCAGUUCACAUGGACUGAAUGGAAGAAUCUGAAUAUGAAUGAUAGUAAUGAGAAUGUAUCUGAGCAUCUAUCCUGCCCUUUUGGAUUUGGACAUUAUAAUGCCAUUGACAUUUGCAUCCUUGAGACUAUUGUUAUUAUCUUACUAACAUUUUUAAUUAUUACUGGUAACUUAACAGUAAUUUUUGUCAUCCACUGUGCUCCACUUUUGCAUCAUUAUACCACCAGCUACUUUAUUCAGACUAUGGCAUAUGCUGAUCUUUUUGUUGGGAUUAGUUGCUUAAUUCCUACCUUGUCAUUGCUUCACUAUUCUGUAGGUGUUCAUGAGUCCUUAACUUGUCAAAUUUUUGUAUAUGUCAUCUCUGUAUUGAAAAGUGUUUCUAUGGCCUGCCUUGCUUUCAUUAGUGUGGAUCGCUAUCUUGCAAUCACAAAACCACUCUCCUAUAACCAGUUGGUCACCCCCUGUCGAUUGAGGAUCUGCAUUAUUUUGAUUUGGCUGUACUCAGGACUUAUCUUCCUGCCUUCCUAUUUUGGUUGGGGAAAGCCAGGUUAUCAUGGAGACAUUUUUGAAUGGUGUGCAGCUUCUUGGCUCACCAACGCCUAUUUUACUGGAUUUAUUGUGUGCUUACUCUAUGCUCCAGCUGCCUUUAUAAUCUGUUUUACAUAUUUCCACAUAUUCAAAAUUUGCCGGCAGCACACCAAAGAGAUAAAUGACAGGAGAGCUCGGUUUCCUAGUCAUGAAGUAGAUACUGCUGCAGAAACUGGACAUAGCCCAGAUAGCCGCUAUGCUAUGGUUUUAUUUCAGAUAACCAGUGUGUUUUAUGUGCUCUGGCUGCCCUACAUUAUAUAUUUCAUGCUAGAGAGCACAAAGGUGUUGGAAAAUCCAGCACUCUCUUUUGUAACAACCUGGCUUGCUAUUAGCAAUAGUUUUUGUAACUGUGUAAUAUAUAGUCUGUCAAAUAGUGUUUUUAGGUUGGGACUUUGGAGAUUGUCAGAGACAAUAUGCUCAGUUUGUAUAUGUAAAAAAGACAGUGUGGUUCGAGAGCCUGUUCCUAGAAAACGGGCUAACUCUUGUUCUAUGUAAGGGGGUGGGGGGAUGGAAAUAGGCAAUCUUGUACAAUCCGACAUAUAGGCUUUGUAAUAUCUGUAUGUUGUUAGCCUAUAAUUUGAAGAAGUAAUAUUCAUUGUAAACACGAAUUAUAUUUUGCAAGAGUAAGAAAACAUUGGUGGAAAGGUGAUGAGUAGGGGACUAGUAAAUGCAA